AUGACGGUUCCAGCAAACGAUCAAGUCCCGGCCCCUGGCCCCAGCGUGCUGGACCUAAUCGAUGCCCAGGCCGAGCGAAAUUCAGAGGGUAUCGCAGCAGAAUUCCAACACAAGUCCAUCACAAACCGCCAACUGCGACAGGCCUCGAUGCGCGUGGCGAUCGAGCUGUACGCACGAGGAUGCAGACCCCAUGACCGCAUCCCGCUGCUCACUUCGAUGGGAUUGGAGAUGGUGAUUGCUGUGCUGGGAAUUCUUCGGUUGGGCGCCUGUUAUUGCCCGAUGGACUUCGCAGCGUGGAGCGAAUCUCGCGUUCGGGCGACUCUCGAGGCAGUGCAGUCGCGAUUUGUGCUCGGGACUGUCAAGGCAGAGGUACCUGGAUAUGAAAUCGUGCAAAUUGGCGACCUCCUCGGGGAGAGCGAGACUGCGGAUCUUUCCCCGAAAGGGCUUCAGCUCCUCGAGACGAUCCGACAAGAAAUGAGCCUGUUCGACCUCAUCUACAUCAUUUUCACGUCUGGGACGACGGGAAAGCCCAAGGGCGUGAUGAUUCCUCAUGGGAGUGCCGCACAUCUGGUUCUGCAGGACUUCCCAGGCUCCAUGACCGUUUAUCCCGGAUCAAGAGUGCUGUUGUUUUUCUCAGUGGCUUUUGACGGCUGCGCCGGUAUUGUCUUUUCGACCUUGUGCCACGGAGGCACGCUGGCCAUGGCGUCGCCAUCGGAUGUUCUAGACGUGGCGCCAUCAUGCACCACUCUAGUUAUGACUCCAUCUAUGCUUGCCAACGUGGCACCCUCGGCCCAGUUUGACCAGGUUCAUGAGAUCUACAUGGGCGGGGAGGCACCCACCGCUGCGUUGAUCGAGGAAUGGACCACCCCGACCCGCAAGGUGUACAACUCCUACGGGCCAACCGAAUGCACAACUGCCGUGUCAGUGGCCGAGAUGAAGCCCGGCGGACCGAUUAUUCUGGGAAACCUAGUCUCUGGAGUCGAAAUGAUACUUCUGGACGAGAAUCUGGAACACGAAGUGGAUGCAGGGGAGAUUUGUAUUCGCGGGCCUUGUCUGGCCGUGGGAUACCUCAACAACGAGACGCUUACAGCGGAGCGAUUUUUUAUGCGGAAUGGCAUUCGGCACUACCGUACCGGGGAUCUCGCUCGCCGAUCAGAAGCCGGUCUGCACUUUGUGGCUCGAACUGACCGGCUGGUCAAGAAUCGUGGAUUUCUUAUUAAUCUGGAGACCGAGGUUGAGCCAGCCCUCCUCAGUUUCCCCAGUGUGAAACGCGCAUCAGCCUUCCUUGAUCGAGGAAGAUUAAUUGGGUUUGUGAUUCCGGAAAGUGUUCCCAUCACCGAAUUUCAGCAGCACCUCGUGGAUCAUUACGAUGCGUUUCUGGUGCCAGACCUGCUAUUUGCCGUGUCUGAAUUUCCCCUAACAUCAAACGGCAAGGUCGACACGAAGGCCCUGGGAGAAAGGGUUAUUUUCGAGGCAGAGACAGAAGAUAUGAGUCCUCUGUCUGUCUCGUCUGAUACCAUGGAACUGAUUAGGGAGGGCUUUGCCUGGGUGUUUGACUGGCCGAUUCAUAACAUCCGCCCGACUACGUCCUUUGCCGAUCUCGGAGGCAACUCUCUGCGGGCAUUGAAACUGGUGUCGUUUUUGCGUCGACACGGCCUGAAUGUGUCAAUUGGGGAGGUCUUUACCUUAGAUCGUGUGUCAACCAUUGACAGCGCAGUUAUGCCAUUUCAGACGGACGUCGCUGAUGCGCCAUCUGAGCCUGCCGAGCAGUUAUCGGCGCCACUAACCGGCCACCAGAUUGAAAUGCUGAAGGAAACGGCCGAAGUGCCCUCUACUAAUUACUUGUUCUACACUAUGACUCGAGACUGUGGAGAGGAGCUGACCCCAGGUCGUUUGCGGCGUGUGUGGGAAGCAUUGUACCAACGACACCCCAUUCUUCGCGCCACAUUCGAUCUGGACCAAAACCGACAGAUAAUUCAGCCCACUGCAGACUUUGAAUGGGAGGAAUUUACCGUUUCCAGCCCAGAUGAGCUGUCUGCAGUCUCAGACGGAGAACUCCAGAAGCUCUGGGGAGAUUUGCGCUCACCCAGUCCGGAACUACGUCUACGGCCGAUAUUUCGCAUUGUCUACCUGCCCGGACAGACGAUUCGGGUGAACUGGAUAAUCCAUCAUGUGUAUACCGAUGGAUGGUCAUUUGGAAUUAUUCUACAUGAUUUCGAACUCAUCCUACAAGGGAGAGAAAGUGAACUCUCGCCUGCGCCGAGCUUCGUCAGCAUCGCCCACUUUUUGGCUACAACGGCAUCGCGCGAACAAUCUCGAAUCCAGUCAUUUUGGUCCGAUUUCAGGGAACCGUGGAGUAGGAUGCAACCCCUCAAAUUACCAGCACCACCUGUUACCCCAUCACGAGAGUCAUGGGCCGAGAUCAGGGUCGAUUCGAGGGUGAAGAAGACCGCGCUGGACGAGGUGUCCCGGCUGAACGGCGUAUCCUGCGCAUCGGUCAUCUACGCCGCCUGGGCGCUGAUGCUCUCCCGAUACACAGAUUCCAGCACAGUCGGCAUGAAGAUCAGCGUAUCCGGACGAUCUCUGGGUCAUCCAGCCACCGAAAGCGUCGUGGGACCACUCAACGGCCGAUGCCCAUUUAUCACUGAGAUCGACACAAGCGACACCGUGUCUGGCUUUCUGCAGUCCGUCCACCGGGACUUCUACCGCGUCAACGAUCUGCAGUGGUCAUAUGACGAGUUGCGACGACAGCUUGCGCGAUCCGAGCACAACGACUAUUGGUUCGAUACACAGGUCGUUGUUUUAUUGGACAUCCCGGUCGAUGUGGGAGCGUGGAAGAUUAUCGAGUUGCAGAGGCCCUCGUCGCUGAUUUGGAUCGGGGUGGCUCAGAAGGGGGAGACGUUGAAUUUGCGUGUGGGAUACGAGGGGAGUGGGGAAGGGGUAGGGGAAGGAGUAGGGGAGAUGACGGAGUACUUUAUAAGGAUGCUGCGUGGGAUGGUAGAGACAUCGUCGUCUCGACAGAUUGGCGAUCUUACGGCUUAA
This is a messenger RNA of Aspergillus campestris IBT 28561, 3042 nucleotides long. Its product is annotated as nonribosomal peptide synthetase 11. Gene Ontology annotation, molecular function: catalytic activity; phosphopantetheine binding. NCBI's taxonomy places the organism in Eukaryota, Fungi, Ascomycota, Eurotiomycetes, Eurotiales, Aspergillaceae. The transcript has 2 exons. Gene Ontology annotation, cellular component: cytoplasm. Bases 1 to 3042 code for a protein of 1013 amino acids. Gene Ontology annotation, biological process: secondary metabolite biosynthetic process; amino acid activation for nonribosomal peptide biosynthetic process. The record is from RefSeq and is a predicted model, not a curated record.